Molecule: messenger RNA, 1022 nt
Organism: Panicum virgatum (switchgrass)
Lineage: Eukaryota; Viridiplantae; Streptophyta; Magnoliopsida; Poales; Poaceae
Product: zinc finger protein 593 homolog
Exons: 3
Coding region: 129-458 (109 amino acids)
Molecular function (GO): zinc ion binding; nucleic acid binding
Source: RefSeq, a predicted model, not a curated record
UGCUUGGCCCGCCCGGCGCCCUCUUCUUUCUCUUCUUCCUCCCUGCAUCCAUCCCCCCCUUCGUCUGUUCCUCUGCCAAACGAAAACCCUAGCCGCCGCCGCCGCCGCCGCCGAUCAUCUUGAUUGAGAUGGGUGGCAAGUGCCCGCACCGCAAGGUCAAGAAGCGCCGCCUCUCGCACAAGACGGCGCGUCGUGGCAAGUUCCUCCUCAAGGCCGACGAUGCCGUCUACGAGGAGCUCGUCAAGCUGGCCGACCAGGGGAAGGAUGCCCAAGCCAAGGACCUCCCCGUAGACGAGGACCUUCCCGGCAUGGGGCAGUUCUACUGCCUCCACUGCGACCGUUACUUUGCAAGCGAGAGCGUGAAGGAUGAGCACUACCGCUCAAAGCGCCACAAGAAAAGAUGUGCCCUAUUGCAUGAUUAUUCUCAGUGGAAGAAAAAGCGUGCUGCGAAUUUGUAAGAUGUCCAAGGACCACUUAAGGGCUGUUUGGUUGCCAGCCGAACUUUGCCACGCCACAAUGAUGGCAUCCACAACACAUUUGGACAGUGUUUGGUUCGCACCUACAUCCACCACGCCGCAAUUUCAUGGCCGCCACAACAGCUCCGGCUCCCGUUUGGUUGAGAACUAGUAUUAGGCAGCCACAGUCAAUCUCCUCUGUAUUCUUGCCACAGGUUGUGGCGGCGAUUUUCUCCGCCAUAAGUGUGGCGCCGCCGUAACCGAGCUGUGGGAAAGGAAGGCUAGGCAUCCAAAAAGUAUGGCACAGGAUCCGUGGCGGAGGCAGCUGCUGGCCGGCAACCAAACAACCCCUUAGUUUGUAUAGCUAGACUGAGCAAUGCAAUCAAUCAGUUAGAAAACUGUAAUACAUCAAGCUGCAUGUCAACAGUUAUUUAGAGCAGAAUAAGUUGAGACUUGCUGUGUGUGGGUGUACAUAUCACAGAGACUGUAACUAGAUAAGUAUUGGGGGUCCUAUGAUUGUGACCUAAAGAUUACAAGCAGGUAUACUUAGAUAUUACCAGUCUGAUC